CCUGGUAGCACCCGCAGUGCACGCACUGGCGGCAGGGUAGGGGGCUGCGGUUCCGCGCGUCUCCGCGGCCUCCCCCUUUGGAGGCGGGAGGGGCAGACGGAGGAGGCGCGGGCCCGGCGGAAGCCAUGUUUGUGGCGCGUAGCAUCGCGGCGGACCACAAGGAUCUUAUCCACGAUGUCUCUUUCGACUUCCACGGGCGGCGGAUGGCAACCUGUUCCAGCGACCAGAGCGUCAAGGUCUGGGAUAAGAGUGAAAGUGGUGAUUGGCACUGUACUGCUAGUUGGAAGACACAUAGUGGAUCUGUUUGGCGUGUGACUUGGGCACAUCCUGAAUUUGGACAGGUUUUGGCUUCCUGUUCUUUUGACAGAACAGCUGCUGUGUGGGAAGAAAUAGUAGGAGAAUCAAAUGACAAACUUCGAGGACAGAGUCACUGGGUUAAGAGGACAACUCUAGUGGAUAGCAGAACAUCUGUUACUGAUGUGAAGUUUGCUCCCAAGCAUAUGGGACUUAUGUUAGCAACCUGCUCAGCAGAUGGUAUAGUGAGAAUAUAUGAAGCACCGGAUGUCAUGAAUCUUAGCCAGUGGUCUCUGCAGCAUGAGAUCUCAUGCAAGCUAAGCUGUAGCUGUAUCUCUUGGAACCCUUCAAGCUCUCGUGCUCAUUCCCCAAUGAUAGCUGUAGGAAGUGAUGACAGCAGCCCAAAUGCAAUGGCCAAGGUUCAGAUCUUUGAAUAUAAUGAAAACACCAGGAAAUACGCAAAAGCUGAAACCCUCAUGACAGUUACAGAUCCUGUCCAUGAUAUUGCAUUUGCUCCAAACUUGGGAAGGUCUUUCCAUAUUCUAGCCAUUGCAACCAAAGAUGUGAGAAUUUUUACAUUAAAGCCUGUGAGGAAAGAACUGACUUCCUCUGGUGGGCCAACAAAAUUUGAAAUCCAUUUAGUGGCUCAGUUUGAUAAUCAUAAUUCUCAGGUCUGGCGAGUGAGUUGGAAUAUAACAGGAACCGUGCUCGCAUCUUCAGGAGAUGAUGGCUGUGUACGAUUGUGGAAAGCAAAUUAUAUGGACAAUUGGAAAUGUACUGGUAUUUUGAAAGGUAAUGGGAGCCCUGUCAAUGGGAGUUCUCAGCAGGGAAACUCAAAUCCUUCCCUAGGUUCAAAUACCCCAAUUCUUCAAAAUUCAUUAAACGGAUCUUCUGCUGGCAGAAAGCACAGCUGAGUACAAGCUAACUGGAGUAACUUUGCUGUUUUGCUGCUUGUUGCAUGCACACAGGAAUGGAAAGCGAGCUCCUUUUCCCCUUCCCCAGCACCGUUUGACCUCUCCCAAGAUACACCAGCAGCCUGCUUACUACUAAACGCAAUCCAAAAGGCCUUUAAAAAUACAGUGUAUAUCAUUUUUGGUACUAGCUAGUUUAUUGACACUACUUGAAAAUUUUGAAAUAGAAAUGGAGAGGCUUUUUUGUGAGAUAAUGUCACCAAAACAAUUUUUUGAAAUGUUGCCGAAAGUAUCAAGGAUUUUAAAAUUGAAAGAACUGUUACCAUCCUCAUAAGUGGAUGGGAGGAGGGAAAUUUUACUUUAUCCCAUUUGGAGAAUACAGGCUUAUCUUCUGUUUUCUAAAACAGGAAACUAAAAUGAUGAAUUUUUAUAAUUUUAAUUUGAAGAUGGAAUAAAUAUUUUUCAUAAAGAUUGUUUUGAGUGCUAAUUUGUUUACCUUUUGUAGAAUUGGUUUAUACAUGAUAUUAUUCAAUACAACUGUCAUUUCUUAUGUAAUAUUUUGGAAAAUAUUAGUAAAGGGGUGUGACAUUUACUAGUAAAAUGAAAGUGAUUUGACUGUACAGUUUGUAGCCAAAUUAAACAUUUGGAAGUGCUUCAUUUAUAGUUUGAUAGUAAAAUGGAAAAAAAAAACUUUUGUAAGUUUUAAAUUUAUAAAAUUCACUAAAGAGAUAAACAUUUAUCUAAAUGUGCUUGUUUAUUUUUAUGGUGUGAUUCCAUGGCUUUAAGUUUUCCUUCAGAUCACAAUUUGGAAACAUACCCUGCGAUAAAAAGUUAAAAAGUUACAAUUUUGAUAAAAUCGUGCAUGCACAUUAACUUUAUUGCCAAUUCCAUGUCCCAGGAUUUUCAUUAUUUAGUUGGCUGCUUAAUUUAGUUCAUAGGACUCUGACAUUGAUGACAGAAGUUUAACUCUUAAGUUUGCAAAAGUGCACAAGAAUUACGGGUAAGUUGUAAGAUGGCAAAAUCAAAUAGGACAUAUUCUUUGUGCUCUUUUACUUACCAAAUUUUAUAGCUAUUCUAAGAUUCUUGCAGAAAAACAGCUAAGUUAUAUGUAAAGAUUGUGUUUCUUCAACAGUGUGUUACAAUAGCUUAGCCAUACUAUGUGAAAGUGUAUUUGAAUUGGUUAUCAGUAUCAUGUAUGCACUAAAAAUAUAAGUGCUUGUUGCUGCUACUACAAAUGAAUCAUUGCUUAAAAUAAAGAAAAAGCCUAUUAGAUGUGUAAAUUUAUGGGAUAGCAUCAAAUGUUUCUGAAAGAUUAGAAAAUGUUUUAAAUUAUUAAUACUUUUCUUUGUAACAGUCACUAAUUUUUUUAACAUUUUAAGUUUAACAGAUUGUAUUUUUUUCAAGUUUCUAUACUUAAGCAAACUUGAUUUGAGUGAAGGUCUUGAUUUUUGCUAUUAUGUUCUGUUAGUUUUGGCAUGAAAAUACUAAAGCUUUUUUUCCCCUAGCAUGUGUUUUCUCCUCUUUGGUUCUCUUUGUAUUUACUACUUUUCUCUUUUUCUUCUGUUUUUUCUUUUCUUUUUUUUUUUUUUCCCUGUUGUUUUUGUUUUGUUUGGUGUGUUGUUCCUGUCUUCAUUGUUUCAGGUAUUUCUUUCCCCCUCUGGAUUCCCCACGGGCUGGAUCGAGAUGGUCCAGUUAUGCCCAGCUCCUUCCUCCUCCUCCUCCUCCUCCUCUGGUAGAGCACUCUUGCGAUGCUGACACUGCCAACCUCCAGUAUCCUCACCCUCGCAGACGAUCUCUCUCUCGGCCUCUUAAUCCCUUACCUGAGAAUGAAGGGGUUUAAAACACUGAUAUAACACUUAAAGGCCUUAUUCAAGUGCUUGUAAAUGCUUUCAUUUCUGGCUGCUUUUUGUUUUUCUUCAUUUUCUUUCAGAAGAUUUUUCUAAUUUAGGUUCUGUCUUGCAUGUAUUACAAUCAGAACACAGUGUUUGGAACCUAAAUGUUUGUGCUUCUGCAUCAAAGGAACAUUUGCUUCAUUGGUUGAUAACCUUUGAUGAAAUGAGAUAUGUUCAAGUUACAUUAACUGUGAGAGUUACACACAGUACACAGUAACUUCAAAGUGCCUGUUUUGUAAAUUUUAUUUUGAAUUGUAUAGUGUUAAGCUUCUUGCAGUUUGUCAUACAGGUUCAUGUAAAAGCAUUUGUCUGCCUUUGAGACAUAUUAAGAAAUGUUUUUAAUUUUGCAGGUAAAUGUUGCCAUCGACUAGUUGUAAAAUAAAUCAUUCCUGUGUACAAAGCAGCAAAACAUAACAUGGACUGUUUUUGUUUUUAAUGAAAUUGCCUUUUACUACUAGGAAUUACUGCUGUAAAAGCAUUUGUAAUUCUCCAAGUAGGUUGUUUAAUAAAAUAUAUUUUAAAUGA
Condylura cristata (star-nosed mole) is the source of this 3622-nucleotide messenger RNA. It is a transcript of the gene SEH1L, whose product is annotated as SEH1-like (S. cerevisiae). The transcript has 9 exons. Gene Ontology annotation, cellular component: nuclear pore outer ring; Seh1-associated complex. Gene Ontology annotation, biological process: positive regulation of TORC1 signaling; cellular response to amino acid starvation. NCBI's taxonomy places the organism in Eukaryota, Metazoa, Chordata, Mammalia, Eulipotyphla, Talpidae. The record is from RefSeq and is a predicted model, not a curated record. The coding region runs from base 126 to 1208 and encodes 360 amino acids. Gene Ontology annotation, molecular function: structural molecule activity; protein binding.